AUGGGGAAUGAGCGCAUGAAAUCUCUUCAUCAGAUUAACUCACUUAAUCCAAAAAAGGACAAAGAGUUCACUCUAAUCAAAUCCCAACUCCAACAGAUUUAUUACGUCCUGAAGACACCAACUCUAGAUCGGGUUUUUCGGCUGAGUGGAUUGAACCCGCCCAUCAAUUCCCUUCUUCUCAAAUCAAAUACGGGAAAGAUUCGUGGAUUCCUGGAAAAUGUGUUCCAUUUGAUGAGGCUAGACCCUUUUUUCAAAUCGCAAACCAAGAAAUAUAAUGAAUUUUUAUCCAUCGCAUCGCCUUUUCUUUUGGGUGAGAAGGUGCUGGGACCAGCGAUACGGCGAAUUACGACUGACGAACACCUACCCCAGAGCCCAACUCUCAUAGUCGGAGGAGCCAAUGAACUUGAGAAUGCCGAGUCUCACAGUCUGUCCGGGGUCCCCCACAAUGUUCAAGCUGGUGCGGUCAAAGAUAGCACCUUCAAUGCUAAGGAUCCAAUCUCGUACGCUCAACAUGAAAUUCACCUUGCAUCUUUCCCUGUGGACAAGAGGUCCUCCAAUACGCCUACUUCUAUUUCCCAUCAAAAAUACUUGCCAGAAACCGUACCCACCAUGUCGCCUAGUCAAGAAGGAUCACUACUUCUACCCAACGGAAAAGGAAUUCCAAGUGGAAAUUCACAGAUUCAAAGUAGCAGAACUGGUAUGCUACACGGUGAUGUGUUUGGCAUUGUAAAAGACAAGAUCAUCGAGGAGCCAAUCACAAUUUGGAAAUUCUUACAAGACAAGCUUAUUUCUUUGUCAAAAAAAGAUUCGCUUAUCAAACAAAAAAAUUGCACCUUCCAGCUCGCUUUUUUGAAAUCUUUUUUUCAACUGGGAGACUACAUCUUCAGAUAUGGACUACUACCCUCAACUUUUAUCGACAGCAUUGAGAUCUUCAAGCCUAAAAUUCUACAGGAGAUGGUCAAGUUUCACAUUGACAUCCUGUUUCUCAAGUAUGGACGAAGAUUUUUUGUCGCACAAGACUCGGUGGUUCCUCAAAUAGAAUUUUUAACAAACGGCUUGGCUGUGGAGCACUUUCACAGAUCCAUAAGAGCCCUCUCCGCUGAAGAUGAGAAAAAUCUUGUCUACCAAGUUCUGAGUACCAUCUGGUACCAUAUGAUAAAAUGCUUCCCAGGGUCGCAAUUGACUCUAGGCUUCACCACAAACGCCGAAACAUUUCGCCAUGCCGAGUUUCUCAAGCAAGCCGAUAGUCUCUCCUCGGCACUGCUUGACGCGCCCGAAAUUGAACAUAUGAACAUAAUUGAUUAUACUCCAAUCGCUCAACUGGUACGAAGUCUAGUCAACAAUUUUCGAACCCCGGACCGGAGAGCAGUCCAAAUUCGAAUACAAUUCCAAAUGAUAUUUUACAUUUUGGAGUUCCUUGAUCAAUACUACAAACCAAUUGUGAGGAAAGUACUAGUAUGGCCGAAUAAUUACUCUGAUCUCCAAAAGGAACUCAAAUUCAUGGGCAGUUACUUAAAAUUUUUCCGAAAUCGGGAUCAAUACCCCAGCAAACAACAACUGGUUAGAGAUCAGAGGAGAGGCCCCAAAAACAAAGUUUAA
Puccinia graminis f. sp. tritici CRL 75-36-700-3 is the source of this 1599-nucleotide messenger RNA. RefSeq lists its product as uncharacterized. NCBI's taxonomy places the organism in Eukaryota, Fungi, Basidiomycota, Pucciniomycetes, Pucciniales, Pucciniaceae. The transcript is spliced from 3 exons. Bases 1 to 1599 code for a protein of 532 amino acids. The record is from RefSeq and is a predicted model, not a curated record.